UGGUGGCGGUGGGAAAAAGUCCCACGGAAGCACAUGGACCCAUGGUGUACCCAUGGACACCGAUGUUUGCCGGACACAUACACAGUCGCUUCAGGCGAGUAUACCGACUGUCAGUCGUGAUACUGAUUGUUCCGUUGUCCACAUGCCCAUGUGUCUUAAGCGGUGGCGGAUCGCUGCGCUCAUUUUGCGUAAGUACACUCUCAAUUGGCUCAGCCCUCUUCAAACUUUACGACAUGCAACAACUUUUGUGCGGGGUCUCUCAAGAACUCGAGGAAUUGACUGACACCGGCCGAUUUCACGGUAAAAUUGAUUCCGAAAUCCCAACCAGACGCAUCUUACCACACCAAACGACUGAGAUCUUCAGGGUUAGUGAUUCGAUAUCAGUGUUUCCACCCGCCUCCGCUCCCUAGAGGGUCGUGCUGCGUCCAAUCCAUCAUACGAGAUGCACAGAAUCACACUGUAGGUAAUCUGGCCUAGAUAAUAGUGCUGACUGAACCGUGCAGAUCUCUUCAACUGCCCAAACGUUGACACGGUUGCACUUACAUGUGUUUCAGCUACUUACCUUGAGAAAUGUAGUCAGCCAUCAUGAUAUCGAUUGAUGCAGGCUGAUAACCCUCCUCCACCACGUUUACCCUGUUUUGGCCCGAGGCAGCCGUGGCGAGCUGCUGCUUUCCUCUCCCCUGACCAUGGCCCAGCCCCGACGCGUCGGAGACAGCGCGCUAAACGAAUUCGCUCUCAAAUUGGGUCUGGACUCGCUCAGAAUCCUCCUCGGCCCCAAAUCUUUCUUUGACAGUCCCAACCGAUGAAUUUUGUCUCACGUCGGGCCCCAAUCUGGCGUGCGGCACGACACAUCGAAUCCGAUCGCGCGAAGCUGGUUUUUCCUCCUAGUAUCAUAUGCUUCCCCCCUCAUGGCCGUUUCUCCGCACUGCGGCACCUCGCUCGAAGAGGCAUCCACCUCGGUCCCUUGAGCACAGGGGGCGGGUUUGGAGUAGCUUUUAACAAGAGCCCCUCAUGAAACCGUCAACGGAACCUUUCAUCCCUAAACAUCGCGGACCUUGAAGAACGCCGCGCCCCCAUCCCCCGGCCCGGUCCAGAUAUAGCUGAACACAGUCUGCUCAACGAUUCCGCGAUGGUCCUAUCUCCUGCCCCACCGAGCGCGGUCACCACACGCAAUAUGUGGUUCUAUUCCGAGUUUUUCGCCAGCGGGCUGCGCGCAAUGGGGCGCAGCCGACGGGGCAGCGUCCUGGUCUCUGCAUCCCAGACGUCCUCCCCAUCUUUGUCACCCGUGGCGUCCUUCAAGUCGCUCUCCCUGGGACAAAGUCUCACGCGUCGUCCAAGCCGCUCCCACUCCCUGUCAUUCACGCCGAUCUCGCGUCGGGCUUCCGCGGCGAGUGCGGUCCCUGCCGCGACUGCGAGCUCAGAGACGCGGGCGACGCGUCGACGGUCCUCCAUUAUUGGCAUUCCUGCGCGCUUUUUGGAACGCGUCAGGGCUGCGGGUAAAGCUGCCGAAGCGCAGACACUGCAUGCGCUCCCUUCCUCACUGCCCUCCUCCCCCUCCCCCGCCGCCUCUAGUUUCCUUAUCAAUGAAUCUCGGCCCCAAUCCCCGAUCAUCUCAAGGCGUCACUCGGCUAAGCGCGCAUCUGUGUACAGCAAUCCCCCGGCGUUCCUGCCUCUGCUCCCAUCUCUCUCGCGGACCUCGUCCUUCUACUACGUCGCACCCGAAAAGUACGACUUUCAGCAGGACGAAGACUGCCUCGUCCCGUCGACACCUGUUUGCCUCGAGCUCGAGCACUGGCUGGAGGAAGAGCUGGACAGCCAGGCCGCCGAUGAUGUCGAGUGGCGAUAUGUCGACGCUGACGCUCUUGCGUUCAUUGAUUGGCACCAAUUCCAUAUACAAGUCUUGCAGCGGAUCGCCUGAUACCGCCACCACUCGUGCUAUGACAAUCCUUUGUUGUAUAUAUAUGUGUGUACCAUCAUCAAUGUAGAGUACCAGUAGCACCUUAUCUAUUCUGUAGUAGGCAUGUAGAUUGCUAGACCUCCUGAUCGCUCAAUAUAAACGUUUGCGUUCUGGACCACCCGAAGCGACAGCUCCUUCCGUCAGACUAUCAUUCAUCCGCUUGAUGAUGCACCGGGCCGCUGCAGGGACAAACAUGCUAUCAGCAUUGGUGACGUCCACGACGCAAGGGGCGAGCGUACCCAGGGCAGAAAUGAUAGCAACCGAGAACGCAGCAACGCAGAUGCUCAUCGCGGGUCGGUACUCUGGUCCCCACGUCUUUUUCCAGACAAAGGCGCCGAGACUGCACAACAUUCCAGGAUGGCAUAAGCAUACUAUAUGCAGUAAUCUCUCUGAGU
Messenger RNA from Mycena citricolor, 2352 nucleotides. Lineage: Eukaryota; Fungi; Basidiomycota; Agaricomycetes; Agaricales; Mycenaceae. The record is from the annotation of a GenBank genome assembly.